Molecule: messenger RNA, 1305 nt
Organism: Drosophila sulfurigaster albostrigata
Lineage: Eukaryota; Metazoa; Arthropoda; Insecta; Diptera; Drosophilidae
Gene: Targ2
Exons: 6
Coding region: 259-1302 (347 amino acids)
Biological process (GO): peptidyl-glutamate ADP-deribosylation
Source: RefSeq, a predicted model, not a curated record
AUUUUAUUUCGGGAGGCUUUUAACGCGUCGUAUAACCAUAAUAAUCAUAAUAACAAACGAUAAUUACCCAAACGUAUAAAAUAGAAGACGAAUGUUUAUAGCGCGCCGUCAAGCAACAACACAACUAACACAGAUACUACCCCUGGCUAACAAAAAACAAAAAAAAAAGAACUAAACUGCAAAAGUUUUCAAAGUGUUUUCGGUGUUUGGCCUCGUGAAAGUUUCCGCGUUUGCGUUUAACAAAUUACGCCAACAAUUAUGGCCAGCACGAACGUGAAAAUCAUCGAAUCGAAACUCGAUCUCUUCCAAGCCCCCAAAAGCUAUGCACUCGCUCAUGCCGUUGAGUCAUCUUUCAGUGCAGUCCGAGGAACACUUGCUUGGCAGUUUGCUCUCAUCUUUGGGGAUGUGGAUGAGCUGCGUCGGCGGCGGGUGAGCAGCGGCAAUUGCGUUGUGCUGGAGCACAAUGCACGAUUUGUUUACUAUCUGGUGACCAAGUCGAAUCUCUAUGCUGCGAGCACUUACGACGAUGUCCAAGCGGCACUAAUUUGCCUCCGGGAGCAUAUGCGCAAUCAUGAAAUCACCAAAGUGGCCAUGCCACGAAUCUGCUGUGGCAACCAUGACAACGAUGGCCUCGAUUGGAAGCAAGUGAAGCGCAUUAUGCAGCAGAUCUUUGCACACAGCGAGUAUCCCAUCGAGAUACUGGUCUGUGAGCAUGACGACAUCUCCAAAGAGCUCAUUUCCCCCAAGUGUCAGAUUACCGAGGCCAAGGGAAAUUUGUUUAGCGCACCGGAAAACUUUGCGCUCGUGCAUUCGGUUAGCGCUGACUUUGCCAUGUGUGCCGGCAUCAAUUUGCAGUUCCGCUGCAAGUUUGGCCAUGUGGAUGACCUGAAGAAACAGCAAAAGCACACCGGAAAUGUCGCUGUACUCGAGCAAGGCGGACGCUUCAUCUACAAUCUGGUGACCAAGGAGCGAGCGCAUGAGAAGUGCACCUACACAGCACUUUACUAUGCGCUGCUGGCCAUGCGUGAGCAUAUGCGUGAGAAUGGAGUCAGCAAGUUGGCCAUACCACGUCUCGGUUGCGGCAUCGAUCGUCUGGAUUGGCUGCGUGUUCGCAGCUUGUUGGAGUUGGUCUUUGUCAGCGACAGCGUCGAUAUCAUUGCCUUCUUUUAUGAGCCGCCCAGCAUGGAUCGGGAUACCAUCAAGGUGAUGUGUCCCACGUGUCAUCACAUGAAACUGAUGCACUUGCCGCGCAGCGUUAGCUCUUCCCGCUCCUCGCUCUACAGAGAGAAGACGCCCUUCUAAGCG